Galendromus occidentalis (western predatory mite) is the source of this 963-nucleotide messenger RNA. It is a transcript of the gene mbl, whose product is annotated as splicing regulator muscleblind. Gene Ontology annotation, biological process: regulation of RNA splicing. The transcript is spliced from 7 exons. Gene Ontology annotation, cellular component: nucleoplasm; cytoplasm. The record is from RefSeq and is a predicted model, not a curated record. Gene Ontology annotation, molecular function: RNA binding; metal ion binding. The coding region runs from base 1 to 963 and encodes 320 amino acids. NCBI's taxonomy places the organism in Eukaryota, Metazoa, Arthropoda, Arachnida, Mesostigmata, Phytoseiidae.
AUGGCUACGAUGACUUCUCUCGCGAACGUCAAGGACUCCAGAUGGUUGCAGUUGGAGGUGUGCCGCGAGUUUCAACGGAAUAAGUGCACACGACCGGAUACAGAGUGCAAAUUCGCCCAUCCAGCAUCGAACGUCGAAGUACAGAACGGCAGAGUGAUCGCCUGCUACGACUCAAUAAAGGGUCGAUGCAAUAGGGAGAAACCCCCCUGCAAAUACUUCCAUCCCCCACAACAUCUGAAAGACCAACUCCUGAUAAACGGCCGCAAUCACUUGGCACUUAAAAAUGCUCUCCUCCAACAGAUGCCGUUGCAACUGCCUAUGCCGACCGCGGCUCCGGCCGGAGCUGCAACGAUGGUGAGAAUGAAAUUAUUAUCCCCGUUCGCUGCAAACCCAUACAUGCCCACUCUGAUGGCAUCACCCUACUUGACCGGAUUGCUACCAGGAAUGAUGGCCACAACGGCCGCUGAGCCCACCGCUCUAAUGACACCGACGACUUUGAUCUCGCCACAGAAGAGGACGGAUCGACUUGAGGUGUGCCGUGAGUACCAACGCGGUAGUUGCAAGCGCGCCGAACAUGACUGCCGCUUCGCUCACCCGCCAGAGCACGUUGGCCUUGAGACGUCACCGACUCAAGCCGCGUCUGGGGUUUGCGACGUCACCGUUUGCAUGGACUAUGUUAAGGGACGCUGCGCUAGGGAACAAUGCCGAUACUUCCAUCCGCCCGCACAUCUCCAGGCUCAGCUUAAGGCAAGGGUACGCAAUCGCCGCGCUGGAGCUACGCUGCCAGGCAUUGUGCAAUACAAACGCCCGGCUCUUGAAAAAAGCGGUGUUCCUGUGUACCAACCAUCUGCCACAGCUGCCGCGGCAGCUGCCUAUCAGCAGGCUGCAUUGGCAUUGCAGAUGCAACAACAGUUCGUUCCUGUUUCUUUUACUGGACACCCUGCCAGUCUGCCGAGAUUUUAA